This is a messenger RNA of Magallana angulata, 1312 nucleotides long. RefSeq lists its product as uncharacterized. The transcript has 3 exons. Lineage: Eukaryota; Metazoa; Mollusca; Bivalvia; Ostreida; Ostreidae. The coding region runs from base 88 to 669 and encodes 193 amino acids. The record is from RefSeq and is a predicted model, not a curated record.
AUAUAAAGCUUUACAGGUAAUCCAAAUCACAUUGAUGAAUUUUAACUCCAGUAAAAUCAAACCGUCUCGAUAACUAAAUAGUUUAUAAUGGAAGACAAAUCUUCUAUAGACAGAAUAACUGAGGCUCUGUCCCUACUCAAAUCCGAUCUGAUGGAAAUGAGGAGCCAAGAUGUCAAACUGAUGCGACAACUAAUCUCUAUCAACACCACAAUAGGUAGGAUCACCAACAAGGGGCCCCGGGUCGCAGGCGCCGUCACCAGGAGUGCAAGCUUCGGCUCCAUGAAGCGCCCUACCCUAGACCGGAUGCAGGGCAAGAAAACGACGGACAUCGUUUGUAACCUGAAGAACCCACUGGUCAGACACAGGAGCGCCCCACUGGUGGUGGAACUCCGCAGGAGCGAGGCCUUCGACCACAGCUUUGAUGAAUCUGAGGAGGAGUUAGCAGGUUCCCCCUUUGAGUCUGAGAGUGACCUGGAAUCUCUGGGUGGGUCAACUUCCUCACUGUCCCCGGAAACCCCUAGAAAGUGCCCCCUAUCCUACAUGAGGCCCCUCCCCGAGGAGGAGGACGUGGACGAGAAGAAGUACUACGGGAUUCUGAUGAAGAACAUUAAGUUAUGGAAGUACUCCCAGGAAUCGGUCAGUAGCUCGUGUGGCUCUGACAGUUCAUGAUAUUACUUAGAGGGGAGAAUGGGAAACUGAAUGCUUCUUGUGAAGGGACUAAUUGAAAUCCUGUGCCGCAAAUUAAACAUCUCCUCCACAACGCAAAAUGUUUAUAAUGAAGUUAUUAACAUGAUUUUGUUCUAAACGAAAUCUAUAUCGGAGGACUGGUUUGUUUACCGGGGAAAUAAUUUCAUAAAAUAUCCUUCAUACUUGUUAUUAGGAUAUUGUUCCAUCUAAAUAUAUACCGGAGAACUACUUGAUUUUUACGGAGGAAAUUAUGUGAUAGAAUAUGAUUUUUUUUACAAAUAUCACUGCCAUUUCAUAGUCAUGUAAAGCAGUCCGUGUAGUGAGGAAAUUGUCUCUCUGGUUUUUUUUUAGUUACACUAAUUAACACCAGGUUGUAAUUUGCCAGAUGACAUAAAUUAGCAUUUAGAGUGGGAUGUGACGUGAAUCCUGUCCAUCUAUUGAGAGAAGAAACAUUUGCAUUGAAUUUGAAAGUCCGUGUGUCAUAAUUGUGCGUCAGUUGAAUUUGUGUUUAAAUGGCGGUGCUCCUUUUUUUAUAUUAUAUUUAUUCAUUUUAUGUACUGUUUUACAAUUGUUGAUGUUUAUACAACUUGUUAUGAAGAAAAAUAAAUCUCUUUAAAUCUUCAAA